This is a messenger RNA of Rotaria socialis, 831 nucleotides long. The record is from the annotation of a GenBank genome assembly. Lineage: Eukaryota; Metazoa; Rotifera; Eurotatoria; Philodinida; Philodinidae.
AUGUCAUUAAUUGUUAAACGACAUAAAUGGUCUCUAAAUACAAAUACGAAUACUGAAACCACACUAACUACUGAUAGUGUGAGUACAUCAAAUAAAAGUUCUAUUGAUGAUAAUCAAUCUGAGUUAAGUGUAAGUUAUAAUAAACCAGUUCGCCAUCUAUUUCUUGUUCGUCAUGGUCAAUAUCAACGACGACGAACACAAUCUGAUGGACAUUUAACUGUUCAAGGACAAAAUCAAGCUUGGUACGCAGCAAAUUUUCUCAUGUCACAGUUGCCAGAUGAUGUGUUAUUCGAUUCAUUAACACAUUCAGAUAUGAUUCGGACACGUGAAACAGCAACAAUCAUUUAUAAACGAUUACUAUCAAAGAAAAAAAUUGAUAUAGAAUAUUUUUCAAUUGAUACUGACUUUCGAGAACAUAAUUUAUUAUUUACUUUUUUACUUGAAGGAAAUUGGCAUGCAUUAAAACGUGAUUAUUUUCGUUUAAAAAAACAAUCAAUAAAAAAUGCAAACACAACAUUUGAAAUUAUAGUUGCACAUAGAAAUAUAAUUGGCCAUUGUAUUGAAUUACUUUCAAUGAUCCAACCUGACAAAUCUAUUGCUUUUAAUACUUCUGUCACACAUAUUAUUGUUAAUCAAACAAAUGUAAUUGUUGAUUAUGCAUAUAGACAUGAUUUUAUUCCGAUAGAUCUUUUAACAAUGUGGGAAAUAUAUCUUCCUAUCGGAAAAUAUCAAAUUGAUGAACAUAAACAUGCACAUAUUACUGUCAAUGGUGUAAAAGGUAUACAAAGAAAAGGUUGUUGUGUUCGUCUUUUAAUUUCAUGUUUUCGUUAG